Messenger RNA from Cydia pomonella (codling moth), 965 nucleotides. RefSeq lists its product as uncharacterized. NCBI's taxonomy places the organism in Eukaryota, Metazoa, Arthropoda, Insecta, Lepidoptera, Tortricidae. Bases 292 to 948 code for a protein of 218 amino acids. The transcript has 2 exons. The record is from RefSeq and is a predicted model, not a curated record.
UUUCUGUUCCAGGGCUACUUAGAUCAGAUAAUCUUCGAAACAUCGCACCUGAAAGUCCUAGGAUUAGAAUGCAACCUCUCUCACUACGUCGGAGCAAAGAAAAGACAAAGCAAAUACCAUGCCAACUCCACAGAAAACGUAAAAUACAUAAAACAUACCAUAAAUGAAAAUUCCGACUCGCAAAUAGAAGAGUAUUUAAUAGAUAAGUUUUUAAAAUUUAACGGUUUUUGCAUAGCCGGACUCCAUGCUUGUGCCGAUUUGACGGUCGUGGCCUUGGAUUUGUUUAUAAAAAUGGAAAAGGCAAAGGUGAUGGUCAUAAUGCCAUGUUGCUAUCAUAAAAUGGAACAGGAAAAGGGUAGAUUUAGGAAUUUUCCUUUAAGUGAUUGUCUUAAGGAAGUUUUUGAGAAGGAGAAUGGAUUUGAGUAUAUGGCAGUGCCAUUUUUGAGAUUAGGAGCGCAGCCACCCUGCUUAGUUGAAGAUAAUUUAGAAGAUUCGGUGUUUAAUUUACUGGCUAGAGGAGUUUUACAAUUAUAUGCAAAGAAACAUAAUUGCAAAUUAAGAAGAAACAAAAGAAAAGCUGUUAAAACGAAAUCCAUGGACAGAAACUUCGAGACUUACAUACAAGAUGCCUGCACUGGAUUCCGUUUGUCCCACAAUAGUGGACCUAAUACGCUCAAGGAUAAAGUAGAUUCUCCAGAAGCAGGAGAUUUAAGUAUCGAUUUAGACCAAUUAAGAUCGAUUUGGAAGGAUAAUUCAAGCUCUAUGGUUCAAAAGAAGGUCGCCAUUUUUAUUUUAAUCCAAAAUUGUUUGCAGCCAGUAAUUGAGAACCUUAUUUUGUAUGAUAGAAUAGUUUAUUUAAAGGAAAAGGGACUGAAAAAUUGUCAGUUUAAAAGAAUUGUAAAUGAAAGAAUAUCCCCAAGGUGUUUAGCUUUAUUGGCUUGUAAAUAAAAACUAUAUUAACAUUU